GGCGGGCGGCGGCCCUCAGCUGGGCGCAGGCGCGGAGCGGGCCGGCGGCGCCGCGCUGUUGGCAGGCCCGCGCGGGGAGCGCUGCCGCGGGGACACCGGCAGGGCCGGGUCGGGCCGAGAAACUUGCUCUAGAAAGGCCCGGUGUGCAGAGGCCAUGGGUUUGUCUGCAUCGUCCCCAGCUGCUGCAGGCCAGCCGCCCGCUGACCCAUCCAAGCAGCAUCAGGCAGCAUCACCACCUGCGGAGUGCCCUAUGCACCAGGAGAAAAAGAGCGGUUGUCCAAUGCACAGGAAGACUCCUGAGCAUAGGACUGAGAACACAAAUAAUGUUCCUGCACAUCAAGAAAGAGCGUAUGAAUACGUAGCAUGUCCGGUGAAGUCUGGUGCAUCUCAAGGGAGUGAUGACAUAGAUCCUAGCAAUAUGAUGCCUCCUCCUAAUCAGCUGCCAUCCCCAGGUCAACCAUUUCCAUUGUCAACUGUUAGAGAAGAAUCUUCCAUUCCUAGAGCACAUUCUGACAAGAAAUGGGUCUAUCCUUCAGAGCAAAUGUUUUGGAAUGCCAUGCUAAGAAAAGGGUGGAGGUGGAAAGAUGAUGACAUAACAAGUGAAGACAUGACUAACAUCAUUAAGAUUCACAAUCAAAAUAAUGAGCAAGCUUGGAAGGAGAUUUUGAAGUGGGAAGCUCUUCAUGCAGUGGAAUGUCCAUGUGGACCGUCACUGAUGCGGUUUGGAGGCAAAGCGAAGGAGUACUCACCAAGAGCCAGAAUACGUUCAUGGAUGGGAUAUGAACUUCCCUUUGACAGACAUGAUUGGAUUGUUGACCGAUGUGGAAAAGAAGUGCGAUAUGUUAUUGAUUACUAUGAUGGUGGAGCAGUAGAUAAAAACUACCAGUUCACUAUCCUGGAUGUUCGGCCUGCAUUUGAUUCUCUCUCAGCUGUAUGGGACAGAAUGAAGGUAGCUUGGUGGAGGUGGACGUCAUAACUACUACACUACUCCUGUUGUGUGUAAUCAAAAAGGAAACCACUGUCUUCUUAGACUGCGGAUAAGUGGACAGUAGGACUUGAAAUAGAAGUUGACUGCAACUGUGAUUUUCAUCAUCACCACUGUUCUUUGGGGGGGAUGUGAUGGGUGACGGGGGUAUGGGGAAAUGCCUUGUUAAGUACACCAGUGGUCUAUGAUACAUAUUGAAUUAAAUAAUAAAGUUACAGUAGCAAAAACAUG
Molecule: messenger RNA, 1216 nt
Organism: Cygnus atratus (black swan)
Lineage: Eukaryota; Metazoa; Chordata; Aves; Anseriformes; Anatidae
Product: holocytochrome c-type synthase
Exons: 7
Coding region: 155-976 (273 amino acids)
Biological process (GO): cytochrome c-heme linkage
Cellular component (GO): mitochondrion
Molecular function (GO): holocytochrome-c synthase activity
Source: RefSeq, a predicted model, not a curated record